UUCCACACUCUUUUAACACCACAAAAUUACAAUUUUUUUUCUACCCAAAUUAAGUCCUGGUCAAUACAACCACCUUUGAAUAUAUAAGUUUGAAACAUAUUUGAUUCCACAAUGUCACAUAUUCAACAUCUUCUUCAUCAAGAUUUCACACCCCAAGAAGAAACUGGGGGAAAAUUAGCAGUUUUCAUCAUGGGUGGUAUUUGCAGUUCUACAACUAACGUAGCCCCUACCACCACUGGCAAUCUCACUUCAGUUGCAGGGAGUUCACAGUCGAAUACAACGACCACCACCAGCAUUACUACAAGCUCAUUAUCAGUAUCAUCAUCAGGAAUUAGUAGCCAUGUCUCCGGCAAAAGCCAGUUUUCAUCGGCAAGCAGCGGUGAUGAUCUGGGCCCCGGUGGCCAGAUUUUGCCCAAUUCAAAUCUUAAAAUAUACACCUUUGCUGAACUCAAAUCUGCCACAAAAAACUUUCGACCUGAUACUAUUUUAGGUGAGGGUGGCUUUGGAAAGGUUUACAAAGGCCGGAUCGAAGAAAAAAACGGAUCGAAACUCACUAGUAAUGGUUCUGUAGUUGCUGUCAAGAAGCUGAAUUCGGAGAGUAUGCAAGGAGUCGAAGAGUGGCAGGCUGAGGUCGUCUUUUUAGGUAGGCUUUCGCAUCCAAAUCUCGUGAAACUUUUGGGAUACUGUUACGAGGAUGAUGAGCUUCUACUUGUGUAUGAAUUCAUGCAAAGAGGCAGCUUGGAGAACCACCUUUUCGGAAGAGGGUCGACUAUUCAGCCGCUCCCAUGGGAUAUACGGCUUAAAAUUGCAAUAGGAGCUGCUCGGGGGCUGGCGUUUUUGCACACUUCGGAUCAAAAGGUUAUAUAUAGAGACUUCAAGGCAUCAAACAUAUUGCUCGAUGGGUCGUAUAACGCAAAGCUGUCGGAUUUUGGGCUGGCUAAAAUGGCGUCGGCUAGUCAAUCGCAUGUGACAACACGUGUCAUGGGUACACAUGGCUAUGCUGCUCCUGAGUACGUGACCACAGGGCAUUUGUAUGUGAAGAGUGAUGUCUACGGUUUCGGCGUUGUGUUGGUUGAGAUGCUAACAGGAAUGCGGGCACUUGACGACGAUCGCCCAGGUAACCAACGCAAUCUUGUGGAGUGGGCCAAGUCGUAUCUCUCUAACCGUCGGAAAUUGAAGAACAUAAUGGACCAACGGCUUGAAGGAAGUUACCCUUCUAAAGCUGCAAGCCAGGUAGCCCAACUAGCUCUCACGUGCGUUGAGCCCGAACCAAAAGCCCGUCCGUCAAUGAAGGAAGUGGUGGCAACACUAGAACAACUCACUGACAUCAAAGAAAGACCAAAAGUUCCUAGAAUACACAAUUCUGGUCCUCACUCACCAUAUCGAAAUGGUAAACAACCUUUGCGUCAUCGUUCAACGCUUCGUGUUAAGGAUGAUGUAGACCGACGGAAUCACGACUCACCGAAAGGCUCAUGAUAUAUAUUAGUAUUAUAUUUUUUUCUUAAAGGGGUGUGGAGAGAAAUUGCUAUAUGUUGUAUAUUUUUGUGAAGGUAUUAAUUGAAUUCAAAAUAAGUGACCUUUUAUUUCCAUUCAAGAGUUUGUGUG
This is a messenger RNA of Helianthus annuus (common sunflower), 1605 nucleotides long. Its product is annotated as probable serine/threonine-protein kinase PIX13. The transcript has 6 exons. The record is from RefSeq and is a predicted model, not a curated record. Gene Ontology annotation, biological process: protein phosphorylation. Bases 112 to 1476 code for a protein of 454 amino acids. Lineage: Eukaryota; Viridiplantae; Streptophyta; Magnoliopsida; Asterales; Asteraceae. Gene Ontology annotation, molecular function: ATP binding; protein kinase activity.